GCACCGGGGUAAACGUCAUCGCAAAACUUGAGAAAACAAACAUGUCGAUAUGUUAUUAUCUGUAAUUGUGGGUGUUUGAUUUUUAUUUUCUAUUACAAAAAAAUUGCAAGUAAUGUUUAAGAAGUGAGUAAAAUUAAAGAAGUGAUAAUGUUAUCAAAGGAAAUUUACAUGAUAAUCGGUGGUGUAUUAACAGCAAUUUUCUUGAGAUGUGCAACUAGUUUACAUUCAUAUUCUGGGCAAAAUACACCUCCAAUGUUUGGUGAUUAUGAAGCUCAACGACAUUGGAUGGAAAUCACCUUCAAUUUACCAAUUCGUCAAUGGUAUUUGAAUUCAACACAGAACGAUCUGAUGUAUUGGGGCUUAGAUUAUCCACCCCUUACUGCGUAUCAUAGUUGGCUAUGUGGAUUAAUUGCUCAUCAUAUUAAUCCACAAUAUGUUGAGCUAAAUACUUCACGUGGCUUUGAAAGUUCACAUCAUAAACUGUUCAUGCGUUAUACAGUCUUAAUUGCAGAUCUAUUAAUCUACAUUCCAGCACUAUGUAUAUAUUUUUUUCUAAAUUACACUCCAACAUCGAAACCAAUUCAAACAGAUGUGAAAAAACGUAAAUCAAAUCGUAAAUCUUCACAAAAUAUAAUUCAUUCAUUUCUAUUUGCGAUUUUUUACCCCGGGAUUAUAUUAAUCGAUCAUGGACAUUUUCAAUAUAAUUGUGUUUCGUUGGGACUUACAAUUAUGGCUGUUAAUUGUAUAACAAUGAAAAAAUAUAAAAUGGCGGGUUUUUUAUUUACAUGUGCGUUAAAUUAUAAACAAAUGGAAUUAUAUCAUGCUCUUCCAUUUUUUUGUUUUUAUUUAAAUUUAUAUUUAUUCAAUUCGAAUUCAAUUUUGUAUCGUUUUUAUAAAAUUUUUGAAAUUGGUGUUAUUGUUUUUGGGACUUUUCUUCUAAUAUGGCUACCAUUUGUAUUUGAUGUAAAUUUAAUUUUACAAGUAUUACGGCGUUUAUUUCCAUUUGCACGGGGUGUGUUUGAAGAUAAAGUUGCAAAUUUUUGGUGUACAUUAAAUAUUUUUAUAAAAUUAAAAACGUUAUUUGCUAAUCAAGAAAUGGCGAAAAUAUGCUUAGUAACAACCCUUAUAUCAAUUAUACCAACUACAACUGAUUUAUUAUUUCGUGGACAUUUAAAUAAGGACAAAUUUUUAUUAAGUUUAAUAAAUUGUUCAUUAGGUUUUUAUUUAUUUUCAUUUCAAGUACACGAAAAAACAAUUUUAAUUGUUGCAAUAUCAGUUUUAUUAUAUUUUCAUAAAGAUCCAUUCACAUGUUACUGGUUUUUAUAUAUGACAUGCUUCUCUAUGGUACCGUUAUUUAUAAAAGAUGGCCUCUGUGUCGCAUAUAUGAGUUUAAUAUUCUUUUAUUUAUUUUUAUACCGUUUAUUAACAAAACGUAGUAAUAAUGUAAUAAAAAAUAAAUAUAAAUAUGGUCGUAAUCAAUUUAUACGUGAAUUAUUAAUAACAUUAUUAAAUGUAACGGAUGGUGAUAAAGAUUAUACAGAUAUUGUAACGUUAUCAUUCCGCCAUCUUGUUAGGAACAUACAAUUAGUGAAACAAUUUAUUAUAAAAUCAACAUUUGUGUUAUCAUAUUUUAUAUCAAUUAUUUUGUUUAUAAUUAUAUCGAUAUUUGAUCCACCUGAUGAAUUACCUGAUUUAUUUACAGUGAUUAUUUCAAUUUUUUCAUUUGGACAUUUUUUCUUAUUUUUUAUUUAUUUUAAUUAUUGUCAAUUUACGUUAGAUGUUAAUUCAUUUACGUCUGGUAAAUCUAGUAAUAAACAAUUAGAAGAUAAUGUUGUUAUCAAUAAUAAUAAUUAUAAAAAUGUCAAAUUAAAACAAUUAUGAUUUUUAAGUAGUUAUUUGAAUUAAUACCAUACCAAUACAUGAAAUUAGAGAUUCUUCAAUUUAAAAUGAGAUAAAGACUAUUUAGAAUGUUUUUUGUGAACAUUAAUCAAAAAUGGGUCAUAUUGUCAUUAUUUCUCAAUUUCAUAUCUCAGAAUGACUAAUGCAUCACAUCAAAGCAAUAAAUUGUUUUUUAUAUGAUUGAGUUUUAAUGUUAAAACAAUGAUUGUAUUAACAACUCAAUUGGUUUUGUUUCCAUUGAAUGAAAAGGCAAAAGGUAUCUACUUUAUAAUACAUUUUCGUUAAAUAUUAUGUAUCUAUGGACGUUGCAAACUAUAGUUUUCUUUCUGUCGCUAGAUAGAGCCUUUCUUAGUAUUAAAAUCCAAUAUUAUAAUGAGCUAUAUGUAAUGUCUCAUCAAAAACGCACCAAUUAAAACAAUUUUUGUUCGAUGUAUAAUGAUUAUUCCACCCAGCAUCCAAUAACUUGCUCGUCUCUUCUCUGAAUUGAAGAUCUCUAAUAAAACUAAACUAGAUACAAACUUCUUAGCGGUAAAUAAAUAAUUGAACUAUAAUCCAAUUUCUUUUACGGUGUUUAUAAAUUUGACGUCGUUGCUUGUCUAUUUUUUUCAUCGUAGUUCCCAAAAGAGUAAAUCAAUA
Chrysoperla carnea is the source of this 2535-nucleotide messenger RNA. RefSeq names its product probable dolichyl pyrophosphate Man9GlcNAc2 alpha-1,3-glucosyltransferase (gene gny). The record is from RefSeq and is a predicted model, not a curated record. Lineage: Eukaryota; Metazoa; Arthropoda; Insecta; Neuroptera; Chrysopidae. The transcript is spliced from 2 exons. Gene Ontology annotation, molecular function: dolichyl pyrophosphate Man9GlcNAc2 alpha-1,3-glucosyltransferase activity. Gene Ontology annotation, cellular component: endoplasmic reticulum membrane. The coding region runs from base 148 to 1881 and encodes 577 amino acids. Gene Ontology annotation, biological process: protein N-linked glycosylation.